CUGACAAUUUAACAGAAAUGUCAUUAUGUCAAUUUGAACAUGGAGAGUGUGAUUGUGGAUUGUGUCCUUAAAUGUUUAUUUAUUUGACUCAGUAGCGUUAAACAUAGUCUUUCAGAAUGAAUUCAGAGCCUGUUAUAAUAGAUGAUGAUGAUGUUGAUAAUAGUGCUGUAGUAAUAAUUGAUGAUGAUGUAAAAGUAAUUGAACGGAAACCUCCUUCGCCAAUCAUAAUAGAUGAUGAACCACACACAGAAACAAAGGACAGCACAGCAGAAAAAGCCUUUAUAACCAACCUUCGCAACAACAGUCUUAUGAACAAAAUAAUACAUACUUGUAUGAAUAUGCCAAACAACACUGGCAUGGAAAGAGUAAUCCAGAAAACUCUUGUACCUUUAUACAGAGAUACAAAUCCAAUAUUAAAAAGAUCAUCAAAGUUAACUAGCCUCUUAAAGAAGAUACAUAAGAUGUUGCUGCAGGAUCCCGACCAUAAGUUCUUGCAUAUAAAGACUUUGUGUGAAGAGCUAAAGUCGGGGAAUGUGAGAAAGAAAGUGCCUUUUGUUACAUUAGCUACUAACUUGAGAGAAAAAGAUAAAUAUUCAGACUCAACUGAUGCUCAGACCGACUUGUGGUAUAGUGGACCAAUUAGAGAAACAAACACAGGUACUACUGAAACAGAGGUAGAAGUAAUAGAAACUGAAGAGGAAAUCAACAAAAAUCCCAAAAGAAGAAAGAGAAAACAAAAUAUUAAAACACAAGGUAAAAAAAGAAAACCCAAGAGAGUAAUUGAAAAACAACAUAAAAAGAUAUGUAAAACUGAUAAGACAAAGACUGAUGUUAUAGAAUUAGACAAUUCUGAUAAUGAAAGUUGUAACCACGCUACUAGUGUAGAGGCAACUACCUCUAUUACAAGUGAAGGUUCUGAAAGAAUAUCCCCCAAUUCUUCUACUGGAGAAGAUUCUAAUAAAGAAAAUAAUGAUAGCACGGCCGAAAAAGAAAACAACGAAAGUAAACCAGGAAACGAAAGUAGUGGCUGUAAACCACAAAAAGAAAAUGAAUUAGAACAAGAUAACAACAAAUUUCAACACAAAAUUAAUACAAUCUUUUACGUUCAUGACUAUCCAGUAGUUCAGGAUCCUAGACUUCCCACAUGUAGUAUUCCAAUGCAGAAUCCGCCACUUAGCAUAAAUAAUACUGCUCCAUCGCAGAAUCCGCCACUUAGCAUAAAUAGUACUGCUCCAAUUCUGAAUUCACUUCUAACCGUAAACAGUGAUUCUAUGAUUCGGAAUCCAGUCCCCGAAAAUAAUAAUAUAUCUAAAACAGUAGCAGUCAUAGAAUAUAGUGCAUCAGCAAAUGAAAAUAAUCUGUGUUCGAAAGAUGGGGUUGACAUUGAGGUUCUAAUACCACAAACUCAUAUUGAAAAUGGAUGUAAAGUGUCAAAUGGUACUCCAAAUAGUAUUGAGACUGAAGAAACAUGUAGUAACAUUGACAUUGAGGUUCUAAUACCACAAACUCAUAUUCAAAAUGGAUGUAAAGUGUCAAAUGGUACUCCAAAUAGUAUUGAGACUAAAGAAAGAUGUAGUGAGAACGGAACUGUAACUAAGCAAUCUAGAGGUAAAAGGAAAUAUGGAGAAGUUCAAGAUGUUUUAGUUCCUGAAAACUGUAGGGAAAAUGGAUUACCAAUGGACCGAGUAGAAAGUGAAAAAGAUCAGAACCUUACAGUUGCCAAAAACAAAAUGGAAACUGAAAUAGUUAAGGACUUUGUAGUUCCUAAAAACCCCAGGGAAAAUAUAAUAGGUCAGGAUCUUUUGGUUCCCAAAAACCACAUAGAUAUGGUUGUCUCAGACGAUAAGCCAUAUGACCCUAAUAUUGUAGCCUUUCAUGAACGUUGUAUUGUGGCUUAUAAGCAAAAGCUAGCCGAAUUAGAGGAACAAGAAGUGACUGAUGAUAGUCCAAAAUGUUCCCCAUAUCUCCUGUGUGCCAAGCUCAAAGAGAAAAUUGUGGAGAGCUAUAAAAAAAUAUGUGAAAUCACAGGCGCUUCUGCUGCAAUCGCGAAAAGGUGUGAGAUCAGGCUGAAUGUGGCUGAGGGUCACCAUCCAGGGCCAGCCAAGCAACUGGAAAGGUUUCUUAACAGCACCAUCCGUGACGACGGCUUGAUUAAAUUCCCCGACUUUGAAGAAGUGCUACAAUGCGUGAAUACGUCAAAUAUAGGAGACCAACUUGGUUGGAGCUCUCAACAAAUUCUUAAAGAAGCCUCAGCAUUAUUCGUCCAGUGCGGGCAAGCGUUGCAGAAGCGGCGACAGAAGCGGGAGUACGAGGACCUGAUGAGCCUCGUGCGGGACAGGGAUCUAGAUGACGACGACCCGGCUGAGAAAGAUCCAUGGCUGCUCGCUAAACUUGAAGCAAAUAAACAAAUAGCCAAAUAUAAUGAAAAUGAUAUUCUAAACAGAUUUGCAGCAAUGGAAAAUCUGAGGUAUCCCGCCCAAGAAGGACUGUUCUGUGAGGAAGGUGCUGUGGUAUUCGAAUCUGACAAUGAUUCUAGCAACGAAAGUGCAUCUGAAGACUGUGAAGACUAUAUACCUGUAAAUGAAAUUACAAGCAUACAUGAUACGCAAGAUACUCCUACAAGUGACCAUGCUGAAGAUACAAUUGAUAUAAGGUGUAGAACACCUAGUUUAUUGAAAACACUUUUAUUCGAAAGUGCUACGGAAUAUAACCAAACAAAUAAUAGCAUUCGUGUUUUAAAUGGAUCGUCGUUUAAAAACAGUGCCUUAUUGAAUUCUUCAUCGCAACCUAGUUUAGUAAACAGCAAUAUCACCAAAAGUGUUCAAAGUGUACAGAGAGAGACAAACGUCAAUACUUCAUCUCCAACAUCAGAUAAUGUUGGAAACUCAUCACCAGUAGAUGUUAAAAAUGUACCACAACGUACCGAUAAAAGCUUAGCUAUAAAUGUUACAGAUAAAGAAGUAGUAAGUAAGGAUAAUAAAAAUUGUGAAAUAGAUAAUAUAGUUGAAGAAAACGUUAGUGUAACUAACAUUAAAAAAGAAAAGGAAUCUAUAAAAAUAAACUUCAGUGAACCGAUAGACAGUAUAAGUUUUAUACCAAAUUGUAAUAAUUCUAGUACUAAUACUGAUUGUAUAGAAUCUAAUAUUAAAACAGAACCUACUGUAAAACCUGAGCGGUUAGACGUUCAAGCAAUGUUAAAUGAGCUUGGUGAUAAUUUUGAAUGUACAGUGUUUGAUAUUGAAGACCCUUUCCUAGUCAUAGAAAUUUCUUCCGACGACUAUUCAGAUGAUGACGACUUAUAAUUAAAGUUUUUGUUUUUA
This is a messenger RNA of Spodoptera frugiperda (fall armyworm), 3320 nucleotides long. RefSeq lists its product as uncharacterized. NCBI's taxonomy places the organism in Eukaryota, Metazoa, Arthropoda, Insecta, Lepidoptera, Noctuidae. The record is from RefSeq and is a predicted model, not a curated record. The transcript has 6 exons. Bases 117 to 3302 code for a protein of 1061 amino acids. Gene Ontology annotation, molecular function: histone binding.